AUGUCAGCGACGUCAGCUUCUCCCCGCAAGGUGACCCCCGUCGCCAACAAGUCAACUGCAGACCCGCCAGCAAACGGUUCCAAUACUGCCUCGCGAGGACAUGUACGCUCGCCCAGCACUUCAAGUAACGGUCCCACCAGAUCUCCUUCUCUGAGAGGAUCCACGCCACUCUCCGCACGCGCUUCUGUUCGAAAGCCUGGACGAUCUAAUCUCAGCAUGUCGAAUGUUCCCCGAGUCUCCAACGAUCCUUCCGAGGAGGAGGCCCGCGCACAGAAUGCCUCUCUGAUUGAGGAGUUGAGACAACAACUCCAGAAAGCCGAAACCGCUUCCGAACAAUACCAGAAACAACUAGGAGUGGUGCAGAUGCGCCUCGACGAAGCGAUCAGCGAACAAGGAAAAUUGGAAGAUCAGGCUCACGAGCGUGACGCUCGAACUGAGGAACUUGACUCUGAGAUCCGGGACCAGGCUCGCCAGAUCCGUGAUCUAGAGCAGAUUCACGAACAGGAACGAAAUGCUAUGCUCCAGGAGAAGGAGCAGCAGACUAGCCGGGAAGAAGAGUUGCAAGCAACUAUCCAACGUCUGAAGGAGUCUGUCGCCCAGAAAGACAUACGCAUCAAUGCAGAGGGCGAUCGCCAAGUUUCUCGGUCCUCGAGUUUCCGCAAUCGUGCAUCUCCCGACUUGGAUGGCCAAUUCGCCCCAUCUUCUCAGCUCGAGCGCAGUCCCUCCCGCAAUAACUCUAACCUUUUACUUCAAAAAGAUAAAUUGAUUGAAUCUUUGCGCUUGGAACUGGCUGAAUCUCAGAUCAAGCUGGUUGAGAUGGAGAACCAAGGCGGCGGCCGACAGCGCGAGUUAGAGAAAGACCUGCUGGAGGCUCGCAUGGCGAAUGCCCGUCUCAUGGAAGACAAUGAAAGCUACCAGCUGCUUCUUGGCGAGAAGACUCUCACCGGCGACUUUACCAAGGGAGAAUUCAUGCGCGAAAUUUACCCUGGAAAGGAAUCGAACAGCGGUAUGAGCUCUCUAGCUGAUGAACUCGAGUCUGUGGAUGAAGAGGCGGCGGACUCAGACCCUAACCGCAAACUGGACGGAGAGAUCAAGUCUCUGAAAGAUCAGAACAAAGCCCUAACACUUUACAUCGAGCGAAUCAUUAGCCGUGUCCUCCAGCACGAUGGAUUCGAGCAUGUGCUCCGCAGCGACGACGAGGCUAAAAAGACCAAGAGUGCUAACAAAGACCUACCUCCUACUCCCACAGAAAAGGAGGAAGGUUCACCCCAGUCUUUGAUGCAGCGGGCGAAGUCGUCGAUCUCAGGUCCCCCUCGUUCUCAGUCAGCUCAACCCCAGAUUGGCAUGCCUCCUCCCCCUCGUCCUCACGAGAACCCGGAUACCGCGCCAAGCAUCCCAAUUCGUACCCAGUCAAUCAGAGCUAGUCACCGUCGGGCGCGCUCCGAGCAGGUAGACCCCAACGCGGCCUCCGUUGUUGGACAGAUGUAUCGUGGUCGCAACUCCGCCGGUCCCAUCAGCCCUACUACCGUGGGCCCCGGAGCACGCCAGAGUAUGUUUUCUGGAAGCGCCAGCUACGUGUCUGGUAUGACUUCGAGUCGCCGACCUUCCAUGUCUAGCCAAGCCGACCGCACUGGUCGCAGUGCCCGUAGCAGCCGCAGCAGCAUCACGAGUGGCGACGCUGGCUCUACUGCAACUUCCAGCCCUCCUCGCUCCAGCGGUAGCAUGAACAACUACACUGCAGGUGUCAUGACACAGAGCAAGCUGCGACCCCUGCGCCUCGUCAGCGAAACGGCCAGACUCGAUGAAGAAGAGGCUGCCCGCCGCAAGGCCAACCGUGGGAGCUGGAUUCCUUGGUUCAACCGUGCCAACCCGGAUGAACAGCCACAGUCUUAA
Messenger RNA from Penicillium taxi, 1893 nucleotides. RefSeq lists its product as uncharacterized. The transcript has 2 exons. NCBI's taxonomy places the organism in Eukaryota, Fungi, Ascomycota, Eurotiomycetes, Eurotiales, Aspergillaceae. The record is from RefSeq and is a predicted model, not a curated record. The coding region runs from base 1 to 1893 and encodes 630 amino acids.